UCCGCAUCAUGAGUUCUAGCGAAAUCCAUGAUUUUAUGUUAUUGCGGGUGAAAUGUUUUUUCUACGAGGAACGACCUACCUUACAUUUUUAAUAUUAUAUAGAAUCCGACUUCUCACAGCGCUUACGAGCAUUCGACACCCUUUUUAAGACAUUUUUAGUUUUCUACAUAGUUUAUACAUAUUUUUGUAAAUAGAACGUACCGCGAUUAAAUUUAGUAUUGUUAUACAUAAAUCAGUGCGUUUUAUUGAGCACCAAGCUCCAGUGUCUCGAUAAUAGACAUAAUUUGGUGACCCCGACGUGAUCGGUCUCGUGAGAACAUUUCCGAAGUACCAAGGCCACGUAGGAGUAUCGGUCAGCACAGCGCCGCAGCCAUCAGCCGGUCAGCACCGCGCCGUAUCCAGUCUUCGGAAGCUACGCUCAUACUACAUUGUUGCUGGAGAAGUCCAUUGCAAGAUCACAAGGAGUACUUAGCACCGCCGGCUAUUGACGAAGUGCAGCGUCACGCCGCAGCGCAGCAGGCCUUCUCUGCAGCUAAGUGCCCAUCCUUAAUUCCUAUAUCUCCCUAUAAAUACACAACCUUUUCAUUUCGCCUUCAUAACGGUUUCCACGCGUGCAAGUUCAUAGGUUCAAAGUUCACGUAUUGCAUUGCGUCAUAUUUUUCGUUAUCGUUACAAUUUCAUAACUAGUUAAUAAUAUUGACUUUUUCCAAACAAUUAUAUAUUGUUUACUCCUAACUUAACUUGGUUUCGUCAACAUUUAUUUUGAUUUCGUAGAUAUUUUUAGAUUUCAAGUGUAGUUUCUUUGUUUCAAUUUUCUCAACAUACCUCACAUACUUAAAAAUUAUUAUAAUUAGAUUAUUUUCUCCUAAGAAUUAAAUUCCAAAGGCUGCCGCGCCUAUUUAAUUCGUUUUAGUGAUUAUUCCGCCGAAUAUUUCAGGCUUGCCCGAGGCUCCCGUACGUCGUUGGCGCCGUCGCCCUGCGCAGCGCGUGCGCCGGCUGCGGCUGGCUACCAGCGGACCGGUGCCUGCGCCUUCGGCCUCCCGUGCGGCAGAGACCACCAAGCAGGGGCGUGAGCUUAUUUUUCAUUAAUUUUGUUGUUUUAAUUCGCGGAUUCUUCGUUCAUUAAUUUUAACCUUUUGUUACUUUGACCUUUGUUUAUAUAAAACAAAAUAAUGGGUUUAGGCGAUGAUACUAAAAACUUAGCGGAAUUGAAUACUAGACGCAGUUCCGUUAAAGGUCAAGUAACAAAGUUUAGAAAUUAUUUAGAGAAAAUAUCGCGGUUUGACACAUUUACUACAACUCAUAGGGCGGAACUUACACUUAAACUUAGUAAAUUCGAAAACUUAUCUUUAAAAUUCGAUGAACUGCAGAGCCAAAUUGAAAUUUUGAAUUCAAGCGGUUUAAAGGAUGAGCUUCAGGAACGAGAAAAUAUUGAAGGGGAAUUUAUAAGUAAUAUUGUAAUGGCUCAAGAGUUGUUACAGAUGCAUAGUAGGGAUGAAGGCGUCCAUGAUUCUAGUAGCACCCACAACAUAACUCAUUGCGCUAUCGAGCACAACGAACUAGGCUUCAAGCUUCCUUUGAUACAGGUAUCCAAAUUCGAUGGAUCUUAUUUGAAAUGGAUGGAAUUUCGUGACACUUUCCGAUCUUUAGUUCAUGAAAAUAGUAGAAUAAGUUCAGUGAAUAAAUUUCACUAUUUGAUUUCUUAUUUAGAAGGUGAAGCCGCAAGAACCAUAUCAAAUCUUGAAGUAUCUGAUAAUAAUUAUCGGGAAGCUUGGAACCUAUUGUUGGAACGUUACGAUAAUAAACGCUUAUUGAUCACUCAUCAUCUCAAUGAGUUGUUUAACAUUAAUUCUAUAAAUAAGGAAUCAGAAAGAUCAUUGCGUUUCUUGGUCGACCACGUGACUAAAAACUUGCGGGCUCUUUCCAAUUUAGGACAAGCCACGGAACACUGGGAUGUCCUAAUUAUUCAUCUAGUUGCUUCUAAGGUAGAUCAGAAUACUUUUACAAAAUGGGAGGAAUACCGUAACGCGUUGUCGACAGAUACACCUACACUUAAGGUUUUUUAUAAAUUUUUAAAUGACCGUGCGAAUGUACUUGAGUCUUUACAACGCAGCAAAUUAGAUAAUGCGAAACCUAAUCACGAUAAACUCCGCCCAGAAAGCCGUUUGAACAGGUCCGACCACAAACGUCAUAAUAAGGCUUACGCUUAUGUAAGUAGUAGUGUACCAUCGCUAAAUCAAUCCUCGUCACAUCCUUGUCCAUGCUGUCAUGCUGAUCAUAAAAUAUUUGACUGUCCGGUGUUCAAGGCAAAGAGCAUAAGUGACCGUAUUAGCGAAGCAACUAAAUUAAAAUUAUGCCUUAACUGUUUAAGGUCGGGUCAUCCUGCAUUUAGGUGUCGCUUGGGUCGUAGUCGCGAGUGUAACAAGAGACACAAUUCUUUACUGCAUCUUCCUACAGAUAAUGCACCUAGUACUAGUACCAAUAAUCAUUCUGAAACAUUAAUGAACUGCAGUAAUCAAGCUAGCAAAUGCGCCCUUCUUUGCACUGCAUUGGUUCAAAUUGUCAACCCAAAGACUGGUGAAUCCGAAACAGUGCGUGCCCUACUUGAUUGCGGCAGUCAGUCAUCUUUCAUAAGUGUAGGCCUGAAACAAAGGCUAUCGUUAGAGGACUGUUCUAUCAACGCUACAAAGGUCAUAGGUUUUGGCAACAAUGAUGCAGGUACAAUAACUGAAUAUUGCGUUGCCCAAUUAAAAUCUCUGAACUCAUCUCUAAGCAUUAUUUCUAAUUAUUUUGUUAUGAAGGAACUAACAGCGUCUAUUCCCAAUUCGGUAAUUGAUAUACGCUCCUUUAAUAUACCUAAGAAUGUCAUUUUAGCUGAUCCCAAAUUCUAUCAACCUUGUUUCAUAGACAUUCUCAUAGGCUCAGAUUUAUUUUGGGAUAUUAUAGGUUGUGAGCAGAUGUCAUUAGGACCUAAUCAUCCUAAGUUACACAGUUCUAAGUUAGGCUGGCUAAUUGGUGGUCCCCUACAACCUAAUCAACCCAGCAACAAUAUUAAAUGUAAUCAUACACUUACUCAUCUUUCUAGUCGGGUAGAUUUAGAAGCCGAUUUGAAUAAAUUUUGGGAACUUGAGGAAAUCCCGUCAAGGCCAUAUUUAAGUGAAAGCGAGCAGGUAUGUGAAUCCCAUUUUUUGCAGCACACCUCUCGUUUAGAAAACGGCAGAUUCUCUGUCAAGUUACCCUUAAUAGACUCACCGGAUUGUCUCGGUGACUCCUACACUAUGGCCAAGAAGAGGUUCUACAAUUUAGAACGUAGAUUUAGGAAACAGCCAGACGUUAAGUCACAAUAUGUUCAAUUUCUUAGAGAAUACGAAGAGUUAGGACAUCUCUCUGAAAUUACAAUAAACAAUUUUAAUUUUAAUCAAUGUAAUUUUUUGCCUCAUCAUCCAGUUUUUAAGGAAAACAGUGAAUCAACCAAGAUACGCGUCGUGUUUGAUGCAUCGGCUCGCACGUCCUCUGGCUUUUCUGUCAACGAUAUUCAAAUGACUGGGCCUCAGAUUCAAGACUCUAUUUUCUCCAUACUAAUUCGUGCUCGUUUCUAUAAGUAUAUUUUAGCAGCAGAUGUAGAGAAACUUUUUAGGCAAAUAUUAUUGGACGAGACGGAUCGAAAUCUUCAGUUUAUCUUAUGGAGAGAAGAAGAGAGUAAGCCCCUCAGAACCUUGCGACUGAAUACUGUGACUUAUGGGUUCACAAGCGCAAGUUAUUUAAGUACGAGGUGUCUGUGGCAGUUAGGCGAGGAAUGUAGUGAUCCAUUCAUUAAGACUAUUAUACAACAUGAUCUAUAUGUCGACGAUUUAAUUACUGGCUGUAACUCCGAGGAGGAAUUAAAACAUAUUCAGAAAUCUGUAUCGCAAGCCCUUAAGGCUGGUUGUUUUAACCUUCGAAAGUAUAAAUCGAACUCUUCUUGUGUUCUUGAAGCUUGCUCAAAGGGCUCUUCAGACACGCUUAUCAUUAGUGAGUCUUCUAAUGCUCUCGGUUUAGGAUGGAAUUCUAAUACGGAUCAGCUUCAUUAUUCAUUCGAAAUUCCUCCUAUUGGCGUUGCCUUUACCAAACGUUAUAUUUUAUCCACUUCCUUUAAAAUCUUUGACCCACUUGGUUUUGUGAGCCCCUGUAUUAUCAUUCCAAAAUUAAUAAUGCAGCAGCUUUGGCUCGAGAAGGUGGGCUGGGACGAACCUGUUUCCGUAGAAAUAGAAGAAGCUUGGCGUAAGUUUGCUCAAAAUUUAUCUUGUCUUGCGUUGUUUACAGUGCCCAGACGGGUUCUAUGUGACUCACCAGUAGUUACAGAGCUACACAUAUUCAGUGAUGCCUCCCAAAGAGCCUACGGCGCUUGUAUCUACGUGAGGUCUAUCGAUGAGGCAGGUACUGUGCAUGUUAACCUCUUGUGUUCCAAAUCGAAGGUGGCACCGAUCAAGCCUUGUACGAUACCUCGGUUAGAACUGUGUGCUGCUCUGCUAGCUGUUCGACUCUGCAAGGCCGUCGUAGAUUCUUUGAGGUUUCCAAUUGCACGUAAACUGUUUUGGUGUGACUCCACCGUAGUCCUCGCAUGGCUGCAUACAAGUUUCAGGAGUUUAAAGACUUUCGUAGCAAAUAGAACAGCAGAGAUCCUAGAAUCAUCAGACGUGUCUAGUUGGCGUUAUGUUCCUACGUCUGAGAAUCCUGCUGAUCUUGUAUCACGCGGCGUUUAUCCCGAAGAGCUCAAGGAUCGUAGUCUUUGGUGGUCCGGGCCUGAAUUUUUACUUCAAGAUGAACUUUUUUGGCCUACGUUACCUAACAAACUCCAUGACGAGUCAGAAAUUCCGGAAAUAAAAACCGUAAUGGUAACCAAGUUGGACAACCCAUCAAUAAUUCCGUUUCUAAAAUAUAGUAAAUUACAUAACUUAAAACGCGAUUAUGCGUAUGCAUUAAGGUAUUUUUAUAACCUACGUAACCCUAAGGCUAGGCGUUUUGAUUCCCUAGAUUUGCAAGAGUUACAAAACUCAUUUCACCUGUUGUGUCGUAAGGCUCAACAGGAAUCUUUUCCUAUAGAGUAUGAUUUAUUGCACAAAAAUAAGGUCAUUAGCUCAAAAUCACCCAUUUUAUCACUUACACCUUUCAUGGACACAGAUGGGUUGAUUCGCGUUGGUGGUCGACUAGAUGCCUCGACUCUCCCAUUUGCUAGUAAACAUCCCAUUUUACUACAUUCCUCUCAUCACCUUACAAAAUUAAUCUUUGAGCGGGAACACAUACACAAAUUGCACGCUGGCCCACAGCUUCUACUAGCUAGCGUCAGGCAAUACGUUUGGCCUAUUAAUGGUCGACACCUCGCUAGGAGUACGGUGCACAACUGCAUCACUUGUAGAAGGAUUCAGGGCAAGUCUUUAUCACCCAUGAUGGGGAACUUGCCAUCACAGCGCGUUACGGUAGAUUUCCCGUUUCGUAGUGUUGGUGUAGAUUUUGCUGGACCCUUUUAUGUUACAAGCAGAAAGGGACGUGGAGCUAAGGUCACAAAAUGCUACUUAUGCAUUUUUGUUUGCCUGAGAUACAAAUGUGUACACUUGGAAGCGGUCAGUGAUCUUUCCAAGGAUGCUUUCAUUCUUACUUUGCGUAGAUUUAUAUCUCGACGGGGCAAACCUAUUGAAAUUUUUAGUGACAACGGCCGCAAUUUUGUAGCUACUGCCAAAGAAAUUAGUAACUUUUUAAAAUGUAAUCGCAAGGUUAUUACUGAGUUAAUGAACGAAGAGGAAAUUAAAUUUAUAUUUACACCUGCUUACGCUCCCCACUUUGGUGGUAUCUGGGAGGCCGGAGUUAAAUCGGCUAAAUUUCAUAUAAGGCGUGUGAUGGGCAACACACACUUAACUUUUGAGGAAAUAUCCACGUUAUUCGCACAAGUGGAAGCCAUAUUGAAUAGCCGCCCUUUUUAUCUUAUGUCCUCGUCUCCAAAUGACCUCCUUUUCCUCACCCCAGGGCACUUCCUGCUUGGACGGCCGUUGACUGCGCUGCCUUCACCGAGCCUGGAACACUGCAGCUCCAACCAAUUGAAACGCUACCAGCGACUGGAGCAAAUCCGGCAGCAUUUUUGGAGGAGGUGGCAGAACGAGUACUUGGCUGAGCUACAGCAGAGGUCAAAAUGGCGCACCAGCGACACUCCACUGAAGGUCGGCGACGUAGUACUGCUACAGGAGGAGAACCUUCCCCCAUUAUGUUGGCGUAUGGGCCGAAUCAGCAAGCUCUUUCCUGGUCCUGAUGGAGUAUGUCGUGUAGCGGAUGUCCAAACCACACAAGGAUGCUACCGAAGGCCCUUCAGGCGACUCUGCCCCCUGCCAGCGACUGAGCACCUAAUAGAGAGUUAAAAGUCCGGAGACUUUUAACGGCGGGGAAGAUGUUAGCGCCUGAUGAAUUUAUGUCCGCAUCAUGAGUUCUAGCGAAAUCCAUGAUUUUAUGUUAUUGCGGGUGAAGUGUUUUUUCUGCGAGGAACGACCUACCUUACAUUUUUAAUAUUAUAUAGAAUCCGACUUCUCACAGCGAUUACGAGCAUUCGACACCCUUUUUUAGACAUUUUUAGUUUUCUACAUAGUUUAUACAUAUUUUUGUAAAUAGAACGUACCGUGAUUAAAUUUAGUAUUGUUAUACGUAAAUCAGUGCGUUUUAUUGAGCAUCAAGCUCCAGUGUCUCGAUAA
Spodoptera frugiperda (fall armyworm) is the source of this 6713-nucleotide messenger RNA. RefSeq lists its product as uncharacterized. The transcript has a single exon. Lineage: Eukaryota; Metazoa; Arthropoda; Insecta; Lepidoptera; Noctuidae. Gene Ontology annotation, biological process: DNA integration. Gene Ontology annotation, molecular function: nucleic acid binding. The record is from RefSeq and is a predicted model, not a curated record. Bases 1173 to 6386 code for a protein of 1737 amino acids.